UAUGAAGGUGGAUAUCAAUGAGAUACCAGUACCAAUAGGACUAACUCUACUGAAUAGAUUUUUUUUUUUUUUUGCGACAUCUAGGAAUAAAAUAGAUUUUAACGAGUAUUUGAAGAUCUAUGGCAUCCCAGAUCCAAGUACCAGUUGCAGUUCCUGUUCCAGCAGUACCUAGAAAAACAGACCCCCUAAUACAAUGCAUCAUAGAGAACAAAUUAAAGAGACUUCGCAAAUUAAUAAGAGGCAGAGAUAUUAAUGGACUGUACCCUUCUGAGCUUUGGAAUGAUGAUGUUACACCAUUAACUGCAGCAGUUUUAUGCAGAAAUGAAGAAAUCUGCUCUUAUCUACUUAAAGAGUCAGCUGAUCCAAACAAAUCCUCAACAAAUGGACUAAGUCCUCUACAUUAUGCUGCUUUAACUGGAGUUCCACUGAUUAUUGUGACAGAAAUACUUAAAGCAAAAGCUGACCCAAAUGGACAUGGAUUACAUGUCUUAACUCCACUGCAGUAUGCUGCCUUUAUUGACCGUGAAGACAUUGUGAAAGCACUUAUAGAGGCUGGAGCCUCAGCUUCUAGUAACUGUGGGACUGAUCCAGAGAUAGAUAUAAAAAUGGAGGACAUGAUCAGUCAACUAUCCUUACAGAGUGAACAUUUUCAAAAUGUCGAGCUAUUUUUCUCUUUAUCUUGUGCAAUACAUAAUAGAGAGCAGGCAGAAGUUUUCAAAAUCUUUAAGGAACAUUUCUUUGAAGAGGAUCCUUUCAUUCAUACAGUUGUGUUUGAGGUGUAUUUUGGUGUCAUUGGUCCAAGUGAAGAGCAGUAUCGUCAGAGCGCCAUCAAGUGGUUAAAAGAUAAAAGGAAGGCAGAUAUAUACAUUGAGGGAGUCAUCAAACGCUUCCCAAAAAUCCCCCAGGAACACUGGCCACUUGCACUAAACUGCUUAUAUGCUGCUUUAUGCAUCAGCAAAAGAAUCUCUCCUCAGAUAUUCAGUGAUCUUGUGCCAAUACUUACAAACAGUCUUCAGCACUUUGGAAAUUCACAAGGAGAAAAAAUCAAUCAUCUGAUACUAAAGAUACUCAAUGUCAUGAUGCAGAAGACGUCUGAGCAGAAACUGAGACUGAAUCAUUCUGUCUAUGAGAAGUUAUGCAAAAGUCUGUUGCCUCUCACACGUCCUGAUUAUUCAAGUCUGAUUGGAAUGUGGACAUAUAGUUUUUUCGCCUACAUAAAUGACAUCGCUCCCGAACUUGUUGCAUUGUGUGGAUUGUCUCCUGUCCCAGAGGUGAUACUUAAUACCGCAGAGAUAGAGAAUGAAGCUAUGAACAAAAAGCUACAAAAACUGAACAUAUCACUCAAACAUCCUUCAGGAGCAGUGGACACUUUAUAUGAGAAGACUGCAGCUCCUUCAAACAGCAGGAAAAAGAAGAAGAAGAAGAAAAUCCAGCAAGAGGUGGGAUCACAAGAAAAUGAACCGCAAGAUAAAGGGGGAUCGUAUCCAGAUGCUGUAGUGACAUCCAUUGAGGAAUCAAAUUCAAGUGUGCAGCCGUUCACACAACCUGCUGAGAGCCCAAAUAUCUCAAGAAGGUGGCUUCAGACUAGCUGUCGUUGGAGGUCUAAGCUCGAGAAGCUAGCUAACAUUGAUCCUAGCAGGACAUACAGACUGGGAAACCUUACUCUUGUACUCAGUGAUGAAUUUCAGAUCGCUAAAGGAAGUGAUGGAACUCAAGUUUUCCUUGGUUUGAGGGAUGACGGCACUGAGGUGGCUGUGAAACGAAUGAACAGGUUUAAUUACCAAGUUCUCAGAAAUGAGGAGGAAUUUCUACGACUUCCAGAACUCGAUAGUCCCUCCAUCGUGCGAUAUGUGGACUUUGCUGAGGAUACGCAUUUUGGGUACCUUGUUCUUCAUCUUUGUGAGUACACACUGGAGGAAUAUAUUCAAGAUCAUUUACCAGAUGAAAGUGCUGAGAGAUCUUUGGUUCUGAAGAAGCUGGUGAAGGAAGUUCUCUGCAGCUUACAGGUUUUACACGACCAGAAAACCAAAGUGCUCCAUCGAGACAUCAAACCCCAGAAUGUCCUGAUUGACAUACAUGGAAAAGCCAGAUUGGCUGAUUUUGGCAUAAGUCGCCGACUAAAACAGAGUGAAACCACUUUACGAACAAGCAUUGCUGGAACUAGAAGCUGGAAGGCAAAGGAGACCAUAGAUGAGGAGGUCAACACUGGGUACAAGAGGAGCUCCGACAUUCAGGUUGCUGGGAUGUUAGUCUACUACAUUCUCUCUAGAGGACAACAUCCAUUUGGUAAAGGUGCUGCUUGUGAGUACAACAUUUUACGAGGAAGAUACUCACUGGAGCAUCUGGAUGAUGAAGUAGGGAAGGAUCUCGUCGAGUGGAUGAUUCAUGAAAAUCCAAACAACAGACCAACUGUGGAGCAAACCCUCGCACACCCCUUCUUCUGGACUGAUGAAUGGAGAGUGGAGUACUUGAAAAAACUGGGGAACCAGAAAGAGGUUGAGAACUGUCGUAAUGUUGAUGAGGAGCUCCUUCAAGCUGUUGAAAAAUACACAGAGGGGAAAAGCUUUUCUGAAUGGAAAACUAAAUUGUUGUCUGAGAUUGUCCAGAAACUGGAUGGUAAGAAGAAAGCCUAUCCUGAGAAUACGCUGGGUCUGCUCCGUUUUAUACGCAACCUACACGAGCAUUAUCCAGUGGAGGCAGAGAGGAUCAACCUGAUGGCUUCAUUCCCUGAUCUGUUUGGGAGUGUGUUCAGGUUUGCGAAGGAGAGAGGAUGGAACUCCAGACCGAGUCUGAAAAAGUUAUUUAGCUCAGCUCCACAAAUCUGACUGUUGUCAAUUCUGGUUUCAAUAUGUACAGUGCCUUGCGAAAGUA
Molecule: messenger RNA, 2871 nt
Organism: Sinocyclocheilus rhinocerous
Lineage: Eukaryota; Metazoa; Chordata; Actinopteri; Cypriniformes; Cyprinidae
Exons: 7
Coding region: 120-2825 (901 amino acids)
Biological process (GO): IRE1-mediated unfolded protein response; mRNA processing; protein phosphorylation
Cellular component (GO): IRE1-TRAF2-ASK1 complex
Molecular function (GO): ATP binding; RNA endonuclease activity; protein serine/threonine kinase activity
Source: RefSeq, a predicted model, not a curated record